Molecule: messenger RNA, 1170 nt
Organism: Symbiodinium necroappetens
Lineage: Eukaryota; Dinophyceae; Suessiales; Symbiodiniaceae
Source: the annotation of a GenBank genome assembly
AUGGAAACAGAUCCCAAAGUUCUUGUGGAUCGCGCCGCUGGAGCCAUUCUCGGGGUUUUCAUCGGGGAUGCCUUGGGCGUUGGUGUACAUUGGCAAUACGACCUGGAUAAGCUAGAGAAGGACCGGGGCUUUGUAACCGGCUACCUGGACCCUUUGCCCGGCUCUUUCCAUUCAGGGACCCGCGACGCACCGGGCAAAGGGCAAUUGAAAGCAGGGCAGCUUGAACAGCAAGGUGAGGUAACAAAGCUGCUGCUGCAGAGCCUUGCCAGUAAGGGCUGCCUGGAUCAAGCGGAUUUCCACGAUCGUUUUGAGAAAGAGAUCCUGCGUGAGGACACGAUGGACGGGACGCGCCAGGGUGGCAAGUACGGCUGGACGGACAAGACGAUCUGCGAUUUCUACAAAGCGCGCGUCGUGCACAACAAGCCAUGGGUGGAAUGCGUGCUUCCGCGCAGUGAUACACCGGAUACCAUCGUUCGGGGAGCUCUCAUUGCCUCGUCUUACUUCCUCAGCCCACGCGCUAUGUGCUGCCAAGUCCAGGCGCACUCCAAGGCUUUCACUGGCGACAGUAGCGUGCAGGCACACUCAGUGGCCUUUGCCGUCCUGCUAGCUGGGAUCAUUCAGGGCUUGCCCCUGGACAAAGGGCUCUCGUGGAGAAUGUACACACAAGCUGGUGACCCAUUGCCCUUUUCAUCCGUCCACAGCGACAAAGACCAUGACGAGGACUACGGCGACUACACAGAACCUGACUCCCUGCUUUGGUACGGGAUGCUCGCCGAGGGCGUCCAGAAUUGUGCCCAAGGCAUCGAGCCUCCCCACCGCGGCGUGGAGCUCUACGGCAAGUUUUGUGCCUUCUAUGGCGUUCUGGGGUCGGCUUAUUACUGCGCCGCGCGUUACCCGGACGACUUCGAGAAGGCCGUCCUCUGUAGCCUGAACGGCGGAGGACAGAACACCAUGCGCACCAGCCUCGUUGGUGCUUUCCUGGGGGCCCACGUUGGCCUCAAAGGCAUUCCCCAGAAGCUUAUCGACGGACUUGACGACCACGACAACAUUGUCGCUUUAGCCAUGCAGGUGGCACAACACGCGAUAGAUCGUUCAUCUCCCUCGGACGCAUGGAAGUGGCCAAGCGACGAGAACCUCCCUGCAAUCGGUGUCAAGAAGCAAUCUGACUGA